AGGUACUAUGGCACACUAAGUUACAUUCUGGUGUCGUUAUUACCUGACGUCACAACCUCCAGAACAUUCACCGACUAUUCUUGUUAUUUUACGUGGUUCUUCUUGUGGGCCUCAUUUCUCAAGUAAUUAGGAGUAUUGACUGCGAUUAACCAUGGGAAUGCAGAGACUGCGAGCAGCAUCAUUAGCAGCUCUUCUCCUACUGUUGAACAGCUAUUUGUCCUUCCAUCAGAAGUUUGGCCAAGGGACAGCAAGAACAAGGUCUGGAUCAUUAGUCGGUGACCAUGGACUCAACCCCUUCAGAAAGGCGCCAGCUGGACGACACCCUGAAGGAGCAACUCAUCAAAUGGAAAAGAACGACUUACCGAAAUUUAUGAACUAUAUUCCAAAGUAG
Gryllus bimaculatus (two-spotted cricket) is the source of this 391-nucleotide messenger RNA. NCBI's taxonomy places the organism in Eukaryota, Metazoa, Arthropoda, Insecta, Orthoptera, Gryllidae. The record is from the annotation of a GenBank genome assembly.